AUGACGUCUACCGAUGCUGUGGCGAUUGCGAGCGUCCUGCGCGACUUUUACCUCUACACACUCGUCACCUCCUUCCAGAACGGCGUCGAUUUGCGCGUCCGAGCAGCGUUCGCGUCCUGGCGGCGCGUGCAGCGACGCGUGCUCGAUCUGUGGUGUCCGGAUUUUGGCUGGCUCGCGCCAAGCGAGGGCGCCGCCGCGCCGCUUCGCAUUGCGCACAACGCUCACUGCUCCAUCGUCUGCUGCGACCCCAAGACCAAGGUCGAAGCCGUCCGUUCGGUCGCCUACGACAUGCUGUGGCAGCCCAGCUACGUCUUGUACUGUGCGAUCGCGGCCGGCGAGAAGGACCUUGUGCUGCGUCUUGGCCGCUGCCGCCCCGAGCUCUUUUCGCGACGAGCUAUCAACGUCGCCGAGUUCUACGCACAGCGAGAGAUUGCCGCGCUCGUAGCGCGCCACGUCAGAGUGUAUCCGUAA
Molecule: messenger RNA, 471 nt
Organism: Saprolegnia diclina VS20
Lineage: Eukaryota; Oomycota; Saprolegniomycetes; Saprolegniales; Saprolegniaceae
Exons: 1
Coding region: 1-471 (156 amino acids)
Source: RefSeq, a predicted model, not a curated record